UAUUUAAUAUAAAUCUAAUGGGAUUUCUUGUGCUGGCCUCAACCUCAACUCGACGGCAAUGGCUUGUUGAUUGAGAAGUUGCGCCGCCGCAGCCGCUUCCUCUUCUUCAUCUUCUUCUUCUUAUAAAUAUAUACACAUAUAUAUAAAAGCGAGGGAGGGAGGGAGGGAGCGAGGAGCAGGACGACGAGGGAAGGAGAGAAGAGACUGCAAGAUUUCGCCCGCCUCUCGCAGUCGUCCCCCUUGCAAGUUCCAACCCCCCACAGCAUCUGGAGGCCCUCGUUAGGGUUUCCACCCGCACCCGCACCGGAGGUACCCCUCCAAUGCUGCUGUGAUGGACCAUCCUUUCAACCCGCCAGGUCCUGCCGUGCCCCCUGCCUCCAAGCCCAGGCAGAUGGCUGCAAGUAACAACCCUUGGAGGAUCCUUCAACCACCGCUGCUCAAUGCACACGCUGGCUUGGGCGAUGCAAGCCUCUUCUCAACCUCGCUGCCGCUUCUUCCUCACGAGAAAUUGAACUUUCCUGAUUCUGCACAUGGUACCCCGUCAAUGGAUGACACUUCUGCCAAAAUGAAAGUGCUUGAUGAUGACCCAGAAGAGAAGGACUACAAGUUUGAUUUUGAUCUUCGCCAGAUAGAUGACUUGCUGCCUGACGAAGAUGAGUUUUUCGCUGGGAUCACAGAUGAGAUCGAACCAGUUGGGAAGACAAAUAACACGGAGGAGUUGGAAGAGUUUGAUGUAUUUGGCAGCGGAGGGGGCAUGGAGCUGGACUUGGAUCCUCUGGAGAGUGUCACGGCUAGUUUUGCGAAUUCAAGUAUUGCUGAUGGGGCUAGAGGCAAUGGGAUCAGCCCUUAUGGUGUCCCAAGCGCUGCCGGGACUGUGGCUGGGGAGCAUCCGUAUGGAGAACACCCUUCCAGAACAUUGUUUGUAAGGAACAUCAAUAGCAAUGUUGAAGACUCUGAACUGCGCUCUCUUUUUGAGCAAUAUGGGGAUAUCAGAACCCUCUACACUGCAACAAAGCACAGGGGUUUUGUAAUGAUAUCUUAUUUUGAUAUCCGGUCGGCACGCAAUGCAAUGCGUGCGUUGCAGAACAAGCCUCUGAGGAGGAGAAAGCUGGACAUCCAUUUUUCCAUCCCAAAGGAGAAUCCAUCUGACAAAGAUUUAAACCAAGGAACUCUUGUUAUAUUUAACUUGGACCCGUCAGUUUCUAAUGAAGAGGUUCGCCAGAUUUUCGGGGUAUAUGGUGAAGUAAAAGAGAUAAGAGAGACACCAAACAAAAAGCAUCAUAAGUUUAUAGAGUUCUAUGAUGUAAGAGCAGCAGAGGCUGCUCUUCGAUCACUUAAUAAAAGUGAGAUAGCUGGAAAAAGAAUCAAGUUGGAACCAAGUCGUCCUGGUGGAACACGUAGAAACUUGAUGCAGCAGCUUGGUCAUGAUUUGGACCAAGAGGAGCCCAGAAGCUAUAGACAUCCUCAUGUUGGUUCACCUAUUGCUAACUCUCCUCCAGGUACCUCUGUUGGAGCUUUGCUGUUUCAUGUAUUUUGCAAUCACUCACUUGUUUGUAAAAGUUUUAUUUAUCCUUGUGUGGCAGGGGUAUGGGCUCACUAUAGUAGUCCAACAGAUAACAACAUGUUGCAGGCUUUCAACAGGUCUCCAACCGGAAAUGGAAUGAGUCCAAUCGGAAUGCCUUCGCUAAUGUCAAAUGCUGUGAAGAUUGCACCUAUUGGGAAGGAUAGCAAUCGGUCUAAAUAUGAUCAAAUAUUCUCAAAUGGCAACCAGUCCCUGGGAACUGCAUUUCAGCACUCCCACUCAUACCAGGAUCGCAACAGUGAACAUUUGAAUUCUAGUCCUGGGACUUUAUCUGGGCCCCAAUUUCUCUGGGGUAGUCCGAAGCCCUAUUCAGAAACCUCUCAAUCCCCUGUUUGGCGUCCACCAGCAAUUGGGUCUGCAUUGUCAUCUAAUAGCCGCUCUCAGGGGCUAGGCUUCUUGCACAGCAGCCGUCAGGCUUCGUUAUUUGGGUCUUCAGAUCAGCACCACCACCAUCAUCAUGUUGGUUCUGCCCCUUCAGGUGCUCCAUUUGAGAGCCAUUUUGGCUUCUUACCUGAAUCGCCAGAGACAUCUUUUAUGAAGCAAGUCAGGUUUGGGAACAUGGGAAAUAUUGGUACUGGCAGAAACGGGGCAGGCCUCAUGCUGAACUUGGCUGGCCGUGCUUCUUUGAGUUCUGUUUCUUCUCUGAGUGGAAGUCUGACAGAUAAUAGUUCUAGUAACUUCAGACCGAUGCUGUCACCAAGAUUGGGACAUGCAUUCUACAGUAACCCCACAUACCAAGGUCCUGGCUCUUUCGGACUUGACAGCUCAAUUGAUCGUGCCCGUAACCGCCGAGUUGACAGCAGUGCGCUCCAAGCCGAUAGCAAGAGGCAGUACCAGCUUGAUUUGGAGAAGAUUAGCAAAGGCGAUGAUACUAGGACGACAUUGAUGAUUAAAAACAUUCCCAACAAAUAUACAUCUAAGAUGCUUUUGGCUGCGAUUGAUGAACUUCACAAAGGGACUUAUGACUUCUUCUAUCUGCCUAUUGAUUUUAAGAACAAAUGCAAUGUUGGAUAUGCAUUCAUUAACAUGAUAUCACCAACACACAUUAUAUCAUUCUAUCAGGCAUUUAAUGGGAAGAAAUGGGAGAAGUUCAACAGUGAGAAAGUAGCCUCCUUGGCUUAUGCUAGAAUCCAAGGACGGACUGCGCUGAUAUCACAUUUUCAGAAUUCAAGCUUGAUGAAUGAGGAUAAGAGGUGCCGGCCCAUUCUUUUUCAUCCCAAUGGUCUGGAAUCUGGAAAUCAGGAAGCAUUUCCUAUCAAUGGCAUAUGCAUCCACAUGCCUGUGGAAGAUGGGACAGGUGAUUCACUUGACGAUGAAGAUGACGUGAAGACAGGAGAGAGCUCCAUGCAUAUGGCCGGGAGCUUGUGAUGAUAACCAAAAAAAAUCUAACUGUCUAGAGUGAAGGUAUCGACCCCCAAAUUGUAUAAAGAAAGAGGUGGAUUUUGUGCCGUGGUGUGGCAUGGGAUAUCUAGUGGUUUUUGUGGCAACUGAUGUCGCCCCCCAGAAGCUGAAAGUCUGGAAGCGAGCUUGAAGUUGGAGCUGGGAGCUUGCUAAUGAUUAGGCCCGCCCGCACCCCUGUGUACAGAUAGAUGUGAUUGGAUCCAUGCUUGCUCGCUUGCUUUUGGUUGUCGUGCUGUAAGGAGACAUUUGGACAAACUGUACAGUGAAAACUUUGUGUUGAUCGGUUCUGAUUAGCUCGCUUCGAAAA
Molecule: messenger RNA, 3290 nt
Organism: Panicum virgatum (switchgrass)
Lineage: Eukaryota; Viridiplantae; Streptophyta; Magnoliopsida; Poales; Poaceae
Product: protein MEI2-like 2
Exons: 12
Coding region: 332-2950 (872 amino acids)
Molecular function (GO): RNA binding
Source: RefSeq, a predicted model, not a curated record